AUGGCUAAUACUCCUCGCGAUCCUCUUACAAGUCUCCGCCGCUCCAUCGCCUCUAACAAUCCCCCAAUCCCUACAACAUCUCCAGAUGCAGCAAGCUCGGAGAGCGUAACCCACAACCUUGGAGUAGCGACACAUCUCCAUUUCACCGGUCCAGAACCCCACUCGUUCUCUCUGGACACGCCGACAAGGUUCAUUUCCUCAGACAAUCCGGUCGAUCUUAGAAGCAUAUAUUUCGCCUGGCAACAGAAAGAUGUGAACAUCCCAGUCUACAUUGCCUCAGCGCAAAAGCUCAGUGAUGAACUUGGGUCAACAGGUAGGGCAGGUAGCAAAGUUCAAAAUCUGGUGUUUGCGGAGAGGCUAGAUCUGAUCACCUGGCUGGAGGGGGCUUCCGAUGAAAGCGAAUAUAUCAAGGGGUUGGAAUCGGACAGCUCUGCCGCAAAAUCUGCACAAGUAGCAUCUGGGGCACUUGGAGGAGUAUCCACUGUACCUAGUGGUGCUGCUGGCGCACGGUCUGGUAAGCAGAUUGACCCUAGGUUACAGGAGAUUUACAACCUAGAGAGAAAGAUGGGGGACAGGAACAGCAUUUUACGGGGCAUUAAGCCUACCGACUUUUCCCAUAUACGCAAACACUCCGAACAGUUUUUCAAAGAUCGAAAGAAGCCAGCUGCCGCCGCUCCUGCGACCGCCACUACUACAUCCCUUGCCUCCAGAGACAAGAAGCCUGGCCGUCGACCUGAUCCCAUCAUCCUACUCUCACCCUCAGCUUCCUCCCUACUGCGCAUGAGCAACAUCAAAUCCUUUCUUGAAUCAGGCACAUACAUUCCACCAGACUCGAACCUUGCUGGCUCCUCAGCUACUGCCAACAUCUUACAUGUCUCGCGCCUGCUCCCUUCGAUAGACAAUCAACGAGCUUUUCGCUUCAUUCUUGUCGAUACCCCAGAACAGUUCAAGCCAGACUAUUGGAAUCGCGUCGUUGCAGUCUUCACUACUGGACAGACAUGGCAAUUCAAGAGUUAUAAAUGGCAAAAUGCGCCAGAUUUAUUCAAAAACGCGCUUGGAAUCUAUGUAGGGUGGAGAGGUGAAGAUGUUCCGGGGACUGUCAAGGGCUGGGGAAGAGGCGUAACUAGCGCGCAAGUUGAGAAGUGGAACCCGCAGCAAGGUGUCAGUGGGAGGUGGCGGGAUAGAGAGGUUGUGGAGGGGAUAUGGGAUCGGGUAGAGGACAGCAUGAGGAGUAGAGGAUGGAGCAAGGAUGGAGGACCUGUGGAGAAAUAG
Molecule: messenger RNA, 1272 nt
Organism: Letharia columbiana
Lineage: Eukaryota; Fungi; Ascomycota; Lecanoromycetes; Lecanorales; Parmeliaceae
Exons: 2
Coding region: 1-1272 (423 amino acids)
Biological process (GO): transcription elongation by RNA polymerase II; positive regulation of transcription elongation by RNA polymerase II
Cellular component (GO): Cdc73/Paf1 complex
Molecular function (GO): RNA polymerase II complex binding
Source: RefSeq, a predicted model, not a curated record